Messenger RNA from Prorocentrum cordatum, 354 nucleotides. The record is from the annotation of a GenBank genome assembly. NCBI's taxonomy places the organism in Eukaryota, Dinophyceae, Prorocentrales, Prorocentraceae.
CGGCCCGAGGGCGGUGGCCGUGAAGGCGCGAUCGGCCUCGCCAGCAUGGGGGGCUCUGGGGCGCUCUGCGCGGGGUCGUCGGCGGCGGCCGGGGCCGCGCUUGCCAUGUGGCCGCCCCAGGCACCAGCCGCGACGGCGGCCCUGAAGGCGCUGUCACCUAUCCUGCCAGGUGCGGCCAGCGCCACGGCGAUGGUCACGGUGGGCUUCCCCUUCGACACAGUGAAGGUGAGGCUGCAGCUCGGCUCCCACGACUGCGCGAGGCGCUCCCCGUCCCUCCUCUUCCGGGAGUUCUGCGCAGAAGCCCCCGCGCUCAGAAGUCCUUCCCUUGAGCUCUCCCAGGAGUUCCCCCAAUGA